AAAAACUUAACAAUUUUUUUCUUUUUUCUUUUUUUCUUUUUCCUUCCCUUUCCCUUUCUCUUUCUCCUUCCCUUUUCUCUUCUCUUUCCCCAUGGAACCCAGCAACCCUAGGUUCUUUCAAACCUAGCAUGCUUGGGUUCGGUGGAACCCAAGCGUUGGGUUAGCAAGGAACCCAGCACACCUGGGUUCGCAAGGAACCCAACAACCCAAGCAUGCUGGGUUCACGUCUAGAUGAAGAAGGCAACGCAAGGCAGUCGUUGGGUUUCUGCAGGUGUUGGGUUCGACAUUGGGUUUCAUUUCAAACCCAAUAGGCGGUGGGUUUCAUUUCAAACCCAGCGGCUGCUAGGUUUGAGCAGUCGCUGGGUUCCUGCAAGUGAGGCUCUGGGUUCCGUUUUGAACCCAGCAGUUGUUGGGUCGAAGAAUCCAUUGAGUUCAAUCUGUUGAUUUGUUGUGUUAUCCUUAAAUUUAAUAUUAGGAGUUAGGGUUUGCAGAAGGUGAAAGGAAAGGGAGAGGAAGAAGAAAGGGAAAAAGGAAAAACAAAUGAAGAAAAAAAAAAGAGGAAAAAGAAAUUUUUUAAGGUUUU
Molecule: messenger RNA, 583 nt
Organism: Rubroshorea leprosula
Lineage: Eukaryota; Viridiplantae; Streptophyta; Magnoliopsida; Malvales; Dipterocarpaceae
Source: the annotation of a GenBank genome assembly